CAAAAUCUGACAACUGAGCAGGCUGUGAUACAUUUGUAAAAAAAAUAUAUGGUGUUGCUACUGUCGUUUCAUAUUUGCUUGCUUGAAUUUUCUACAAAAAUGUUUCCUAGCUACUCGAGCAAUGAUGUGGCUGCUUAUGAGGAAGUAGACGGUACUCAUCAGGGAUUUUCUGGUGAACUUACCUCCAAGCAGCGUAUUGAAGCGGAAAUGCAAUCGAUCAUCCGUUUGGCACACCAGGAGCAGGAGGCACACACCCAUCAGCAAGUGAUAAGCGCGAUGAAGAAACGCGAGGAGGAGUUGGCCAAACUCAGAGAUAUUAAGCCUUUUCCCAAAAGUCUAACCAGGACCAGUCCUAGCCACGAAGAGGAGAUAAGACUUCUGCUGGACCGAAUCUCGUCGAAGGAGGACAGUGGCAAUGAAGAUGACGAAGAUUUUUAAUGCGGCUAUUUCUAAUAAAUAAUGAAGUGGUCUAAAUGCA
Drosophila biarmipes is the source of this 478-nucleotide messenger RNA. RefSeq lists its product as uncharacterized. The transcript has a single exon. The record is from RefSeq and is a predicted model, not a curated record. Lineage: Eukaryota; Metazoa; Arthropoda; Insecta; Diptera; Drosophilidae. Bases 49 to 438 code for a protein of 129 amino acids.